Molecule: messenger RNA, 311 nt
Organism: Arvicola amphibius (Eurasian water vole)
Lineage: Eukaryota; Metazoa; Chordata; Mammalia; Rodentia; Cricetidae
Product: solute carrier organic anion transporter family member 1A4-like
Exons: 3
Coding region: 12-266 (84 amino acids)
Biological process (GO): transmembrane transport
Cellular component (GO): membrane
Source: RefSeq, a predicted model, not a curated record
ACAGCAGUAAGAUGUUCAAGGCAUUUGUAUCUGGAAACCAUCAGAAGAACAACAUGGCCAAACCUGGGAAUAAGACUGCAACUCAUGGAGCAAGAUGCUUUUCCAAGAUCAAGAUGUUUCUGUUGGCAACAACAUUGGGAUAUGUAUCCAAAUCACUAUCAGGAACUUAUAUGAAUUCCAUGCUCACACAAAUAGAAAGACAAUUUGAUAUUCCCACAGCUAUAGUUGGAGUGAUCAAUGGGAGCUUUGAGAUUGGUCUCAUCUAAUCCAUUGGUGAAGUGCAAAUUUGAGAAACCACUUUCAAGAAGUUG